Adelges cooleyi (spruce gall adelgid) is the source of this 685-nucleotide messenger RNA. RefSeq names its product glutathione peroxidase homolog BsaA-like. NCBI's taxonomy places the organism in Eukaryota, Metazoa, Arthropoda, Insecta, Hemiptera, Adelgidae. Gene Ontology annotation, biological process: response to oxidative stress. The transcript has 6 exons. Gene Ontology annotation, molecular function: glutathione peroxidase activity. The record is from RefSeq and is a predicted model, not a curated record. The coding region runs from base 53 to 616 and encodes 187 amino acids.
UUUCAGUUACACCGUUUAUCAGUGAGUUAUUAUUUGACCGUUUUUUUCCAAAAUGAACGUCUAUAAAAUGUCUUCACUCUUUUUCUUUGGAUUCAUGGCAUCGGUAUACUGUCUAACUAACGUACCGAAGUCUAUUUAUGAUAUUGUAAUAAACGAUUAUAAAGGCGAAGCUAUUCAAAUGUCCCAAUAUCGAGAUAAUGUGAUACUUAUAGUCAACUACGGUAGGCCUUGCUGCCGGUGGACACGAGGCAGAGUGGAUUUUUUAGAGAUACUCGCCAAUGAUUACAAGAAAUAUCCUUUCACAGUGCUAAUGGUUCCAAGCAAUGUUUUGAACUGGCUCCAAAAUUGGCAACCCAAAGAGGCAGAGGCUUUGGCCGGGAGGGGUUUUCGUGUUACCGAAGAAGUUCGUGUAAAAGGUUCUGAAAAACACGUACUUUAUACGUUUCUAACAGAGGCUCUUAGUGGUACCUUCGGGAAGAGUAUCAAGUAUAAUUAUACUAUGUUUCUUGUCGAUAAAAAAGGAAAUGUUGUCGAACGAUAUUCGAUGAAAUCUAAUCAUCCUGCAAUAACCGAUAGAAUAGAUCGUCUCGUAAAGAGUAAUGACAAUAAAACGUAAUCAAUAUCAAAUCAAUUUCAUAGUCAAUGGUAUUAUGGGAUAAAAUAAGUAAUGGUAAUAUGUAGCAGA